Messenger RNA from Chelonoidis abingdonii (Abingdon island giant tortoise), 1443 nucleotides. RefSeq names its product E3 ubiquitin-protein ligase TRIM39-like. Lineage: Eukaryota; Metazoa; Chordata; Testudines; Testudinidae. The record is from RefSeq and is a predicted model, not a curated record. Gene Ontology annotation, molecular function: protein binding; zinc ion binding.
AUGGCCUCAGCAACUCCAUCACGGAAAAUGGAAGAAGAAGCCACUUGUUCCAUCUGCCUGGAGUAUCUGGCAGAGCCGGUGACCAUAGACUGUGGACACAACUUCUGCCGAGCCUGCAUCACCCAUUACUGUGAGCACGGGAAGCCUGAAUCCGGCAUUAAGUUCCCCUGUCCUGAGUGCCGAAUGCCAUUUGAGAGAGGGAAAUUCCGGUCCAACAGGAAGCUGGCCAAUAUUGUAGACAACAUCAAACAACUGAGGUUAAAGCCAGGGAAAGGACAGGAGAAUCUGUGUGAGCGACACCAGGAAAAACUCAAACUCUUCUGUGAGGAGGAUGGAGAAGCCAUCUGUGUGAUUUGCAGGGAGUCCCGGGAUCACCGAGAUCACGUUAUGCUCCCCAUUGAGGAGGCUGCCCACGAUUACAAGGUGAAACUCCAGGAAGCCCUGGGCCCUCUGUUGAUGGAGCUGGAGAAGGCCCUGGCGCUGACAUCCGAAGAGGAGAAGAAAUCCAUGGAGUGGCAGGGCAAAGUGGAGAAUUGGAGACGGUCGAUCACACGUGAAUUUAAGAAACUGCACCAGCUUCUGAAUGAAGAAGAGCAGCUGCUCCUGCGGAGGCUGGCGGAGGAGGAGAGGGAGAUUCUGCAGAGACUACAGGACAAUAUCACAAAGCUCUCGGAGCAGAGUGCUGCACUGAUCAAUCGCAUCACAGAGCUAGAGGAGAAGUGUCAGCAACCAGCCGCUGAGCUGCUGCAGGGUGUGAAAAGCGCAUUGAUCAGGAGUGAGCGUGUGAAACUCCAGCCACCAGAAACCGUUUCUCCUGCCCUGAAGAGCGGGUAUAAAAUCUGCCUUGACAUGAGGGAAAUGCUGGAGAGAUUCACCGUGGACGUGACUCUGGAUCCAGACACAGCAAAUCACUGGCUUGUCCUGUCUGAGGAUCGGAAAUGUGUGAGACGCGGAGACACAUGCCAGGAUCUGCCCAACAACCCUGAGAGAUUUGAAACUUCUGCCUGUGUCCUGGGCGCUGGGGGGUUCGCCAGCGGGUGGUGUUACUGGGAGGUGGAGGUGGGACACAAGACUGAAUGGGCUCUGGGGGUUUGUAGGGAAUCUGUGAGCAGGAGGGGGCAGGUCACAGCAUCACCUAAACAUGGAUAUUGGAUAUUGUGUUUGAGGAGUGGGAAAUACAAGGCCCUGACCUCCCCUCCAACCCACCUCCCCGUGAGCAUCAGCCCCAGCCGGGUGGGGGUUUUCCUGGACUGUGAGGGGGGCGAGGUCUCAUUUUACAAUGUGACUGACAGGUCCCAUCUCUUCACGUUCACUGACACCUUCUCCGGAACGCUCCGUCCUUGCUUCUAUCCUGGUUACAAUGCUGGGGAUACAAACCUCACUCCCCUGAUAAUCUGCCCAGUCCCAGCUCAGGCCAGAGGGAAUUUCUGGUGUGUACAGUGA